UCCAUGCUUCUUUUGAUAGUAGGAAGAAAUGCAUCCGGCGAAGUUUUACUUUCCUCCCUCCGCUUUUUCCCCGCGUGAUGAAUAUCUGCAGCGAAGUGAAAAGAAGCGUGAGACCCUCGCCUUUCUCUCUCCAGGGGGAAAACGAGGUUAGCAACCCAGCACGGACAAGCCUAAGACACACGCCCGCGUUCACAUGUUCUCAGGGCCUCGCGCGUGGGCUAAAAGUCCCGCCCACUCUGGCCACCUUUUCAGCUCUCCGUCUGAUGCCCUGCAGCUGCCACUUGUCUCUUGCCGGGUCGCCCGGCUUUGAUCAAGCCAGCGGGGAUCGACGGGGUGGCAGCGCCGCCGCUCCUCCCCUCCCGGAGGCAGCGCCGCCUCUCGCCCCAGGUGGCUCCCGCGAACAGGAAGUCGCCCCUUGCCGCGCCUCGAACGGGCUUCGCAGUCCGCGAGCGAAGCUGCAGCCGUGGAAGGCCAGGGGCGAGUUGCAGAAGUGGCGAGCGCUCCCAGGUCGCGGGAGCUGCUCCUGCGUGUGCAAACGUCUCUUCUCGCCACGUGAGGUGGCGGAGGGAGAUUCCAAGGCUCGGGGCAAACGACCUCCCUCCCUCCCUCCCCGAGAAGUUUAAAGGAAGCGUGCAUUUCAUUUUUCGAGUUGCAUGGUUCAGACGAGCGGGGCGGGUUAUCAUUAAUUGUUCUUGUUGCGACUGUUUGCGAAGGGGAAAGGCAGAGUUGCCUCUCCCGUGUUUUUUUCUGCCUUCGCCCCCGUUAGAGUUGUAAAGAGAUCACCCUUAGACGUAGAGAUGGCUUCCAGUCCAAACGAUUCGGAUCCGAACUCCCAGCCAGGGGACGACGAUCCGAAUCCAAAUAUCAGUCCUCAAGAAGAGCUGGACUUCUCGAUUUUAUUUGAUUAUGACUAUUCGCAGCCAGUAGCAGAAGAACCGACUCCUUCACAUAAAAUCAUCAGCCCACCCACUGGAGUUACUUACCCUCAUGACGAUGUCUCGGAUUAUGGCCUCAAGCCGUACCCCUUCGCUUUGUCUAGCCUUUCGGCAAAUCACAUGGGCAGAUAUGGACAGCCAGAUAGCAUAGGGUCAAAAUGCUAUUUGGACCCUCUCAAGGCGGCAGGUCUCCCUACUUUGAGCCCUAGGAUUGAGAUAACACCAUCUUAUGAACUGAUUCACUCAGGGGGGCCCUUCAGCAGCAGAGACACAGAUCUAUUGGUAGAGCAUCAGUCCAGCUCAGCUACUGCUAGCCCAAGGUUUACCCUGCCAGUCCCUGGCUUUGAGAGCUACCGAGAACCGCUGUGCCUGAGCCCUCCUAGCAGUGGCUCCUCUGCAAGCUUCAUUUCAGAGACAAAUUUCUCUCCUUACACUUCACCAUGCGUUUCACCAAAUAAUGGCCCUAGUGAUGACCUUUGUCCACAGUUUCAAAACACCCAUGCUCAUUAUUCCCCUAGAACCUCGCCAAUAAUGUCCCCACAAGCAACUGUUGUGGAAGAUACCUGCUUGGGGCCACGUUCACCAUCACCACGUCCCAACUCAAGGUCGUCAUCGCCAGGGGCAAAGCGGAGGUACUCUUGCACUGAGCUGUACGGGAGUCAGCACCCGCACUCUUCUCCACGGCAGUCGAGGACUCCUUCUCCACAAGCCUCUCCCCACAUCUCCUUGAGAGAAGACGGAGCCACAGUCACUUACACCCAGUUGUCCACCUCAUCAAGUCUCAUGGAUGCAAUGAACAAUCUCACCACUGAUCCUUCCUGUGGAGUUCCCACAAAAAUAUGGAGGACCACCCCAGAUCCUUCGCCAGUGGCUUCCCACAAAGCCAGUAUGCCAUGUCAUGUGCUUCAGCCAAUCGAAUACAUUGGGUCCUGUGAGCAGGACAACCGAAGGAACCCCCCACCAGAUUCAAUCCUUUUAGUGCCGCCAUCUUGGCCAAAGCAGCUGAUGCCUGCAAUACCAAUCUGCAGCAUUCCUGUUCAGUCUCUUCCACCUCUUGAGUGGCCUCUUUCCAGCCAUUCGGGCUCCUAUGAAUUACAGAUUGAGGUGCAACCCAAACCUCAUCAUCGGGCUCAUUAUGAGACGGAAGGGAGUCGAGGGGCAGUCAAAGCACCAACAGGGGGACAUCCUGUGAUUCAGCUUCAUGGUUAUGUGGACCACAAGCCCUUGGGCCUUCAGAUCUUCAUUGGAACAGCAGAUGAGAGGAUUCUUAAGCCACAUGCUUUUUACCAAGUCCAUCGCAUCACAGGGAAAACAGUCACUACCACCAGCUUUGAGAAAAUAAUUGGCAACACCAAAGUGCUGGAAAUCCCUCUGGAGCCAAAAAACAACAUGAAAGCAAUCAUUGACUGUGCAGGAAUUCUCAAGCUGAGGAAUGCAGACAUUGAAUUACGGAAAGGAGAAACAGAUAUUGGCCGAAAGAACACCCGUGUGCGAUUGGUGUUCCGCGUGCACAUUCCUGAAUCCAGUGGCCGGAUAGUUUCUUUGCAAGUUGCAUCCAAUCCCAUUGAAUGCUCCCAACGCUCUGCUCAUGAACUUCCAAUGGUUGAAAGACAAGAUAUGGACACCUGCCUUGUAUAUGGUGGACAGCAAAUGAUUUUAACCGGACAGAAUUUUACAGCAGAAUCCAAAGUCAUCUUCACAGAGAAGACACCAGAUGGGCAGCAGGUUUGGGAGAUGGAGGCCACAGUGGACAAAGACAAGAGCCAAUCUAACAUGCUGUUUGUAGAGAUUCCAGAAUAUCGUAACAAGCACAUUCGUGCCCCUGUCAAGGUGAAUUUCUAUGUUAUCAAUGGGAAACGGAAAAAAAGUCAACCACAGCAUUUUACCUACCAUCCAGUGCCUUCCAUCAAAACAGAGCCCAUUGAUGACUAUGAUCCAAGUUUAAUCUGCAAUACAGUACACAGUGGUCUGAGAACAGUAACACAGCCUUAUUAUUCACAUCAUACAAUGGUCUCAGAGUCUCCUUCCUGUCUUGUGGCUACAAUGGCUUCUUGCCAGCAGUUGCAUUCAAAUCUCUCUUCUCCUGAAUCCCAGUAUCCUUCACAAAACCCAGGAGCUAUAAUAUAUCAAAGAAGCAAGAGUCUCAGUCCAAGCCACCUGGGCUACCAGCAGUCCAACUUGAUAGGGGCCCAGGUUUCCAUCCCAGAUAUUCAUAGGUCAGUGCUUGUGCACACAGGAUCCCCCAGCCAAAGUUCAGCAAUGCUUCAUCAUUCUCCAGUCAAUCAGCCAUCUUCUCCAGUGAUUCAUUGCUCUCCCACAACCAAUCAUCAAAUGAGAUGUGAAAGCCAUCAAGAGUUUCAGCAUAUAAUGUGUAGUGAAAAUUUCACACACAGUGGAGUGAGGCCCCAUCAGCCUCAAGUCAACCAAGCACAAAGGUUAAGCCCAAAUUCUUAUCCUACUGUGAUUCAGCAGCAGAGAACGGCCAAAAAUGGACCACCAGUAAAUGAUCAGAAGGAAGUGGUAUCAGCUGAAGUCACUGUAAAACAGGAACAGAAUCUUGACCAAGCUUAUUUGGAUGAUGAGCUGAUAGAUACACACCUUAGCUGGAUACAAAACAUUUUAUGAAACACAAAGGCUGUGCUUUUUUGAUCCAAGCAAACAAAGUCCCAGUUAAUGAAAUUAUCAGGAAAGAAUUUUCUGGACUCCCUGCCAGAAGUCAGUCAUAGAAGAUGAGAUUUAUGAGACAACCUUUGCAGAAUCCAUCCAUACCUGACUUCUAAGAUUCUUCUCUUGUCCUGCCUGCCUUUUGUUUCCUCAACUGAUCAUCUCAAGGCACCAGUUCAACACCAGGAACAAUGUACUGGCAUCCAGCCAACAACUUUGAGUAAGCCACUCAGCACCUCUCAUUGUAAACAUCAAACAAAAUUCUCUUGCUUUUGUCCAAAGAUCAUGCAGUUCUCAUGUAACCUUGCAAGUGCCUGAUGCAAUUUACUGAGACAUCUAAAGAUGCGUACAUGGACUGGAAAUGGCAAUGGGGGGGGGGAAGGCAUUGGUCCAGAAACUUUUAUUGAACUAAUGUAUAGUUGUGCACAUGAAUGCAUGUUAUGGACGCUGGAUGAAUUUUACAAUUGCCAACUCAACAAAAAAUAAUGAACUAGGUUUCUCAAAUGGUCACAAUACAUAGUCAGAAACAAAAUUUAAAACUUCCAGUACUCAAGCAUUGAACCCCCCUCCCUUAUAUGAAAGGGAACAGAUCUAUGUAUGCAACAUUAUUUUUAUUCUUUUUUCAAACAGAAGCAUGACCAUUGCUCUGCACAGAUCCACAGGUGUUUCAAAAAAAUAAAAAGAAACCCUCAAAAGGAGGCUGCUGCAAUGGAAAAUGGAUAAAAAUCAUCUGCUAUGGGCACAGCUUCUCGUAAAAAUGUAAAGUAGUUUUCUAGUUGUAGCUUUGUCAUAACUUUGCUCUAUUUUUAGAUGCACCAAAGACAUAUUUUCAUUGGACUAGAAAAUAUAUAAACUCAGAACACAAUGCAGUCGACAAUUAAGCAUUUUUUUAAAAAACCAAACAAUAUCUACAGAAAAAUAUCUACGUGUAUUUGAAACUCUGAAUGAAUGUUAAAGCUAAAAUAUUUACGUUUGGCUGAAGUAUGCAUUCUGUUUCACACUGUUCUAUGCAGCAUUUCACUGUUCAGUGUACAGAUUUGAAACUGAUUUAUUUUAGAUUCUUUCCCAUCCAUACAAAUAACAAAAGGUUUUUUUAAGUAAAUCAAUUAUCUCAAUGUGAUUUGGAAACUGCUUUUACGAUGUUACAGUGGAAUUUUUGCAGUUCAAAUUGUUCAACUUAUGGUAAAAAUCACAAGAUGGCAUAAUUAUAUUCAUAGGAAAUAUGAGAUACUAAGUAACUUUAUUGGUUAAGCAUAGAAAUGUUAAUGGUUAAAGCAAGUAGGACUUACUGAAUUAUUCAUUGUAGCAGCUAUAAAAUUAUCCAAAAAUCUCAGAGCCUCUUUUUAUUUGUGCUACAAUAAGGUUCUUCCCUUCAGAACGUAUUUUUUUCCUACCGAGGAUUAUCAUUGUGUAUUCUUGAUUUAGAUUGUUUUUUUUUACUCUUUUGCCCAAAGUAUGUGGUAGUUUCUUUUCUUCAUCCCUUGCAAAAUUAAAACUGUAGAUCAGUCUUGAUAACUCACAUGGUACAAAUUGUUGGAAGUGCAUACUUUUCAGGCAUAUGUAGACUUAUCCACAUUCCAUCAAAUAAGAUUCUUAAAGAACUGAUAAAAAACUAAUAAAACUAUUGUAAUAACCAGCUAACAAUUUGAUUUUAGUUUCUUGAGGAUUGGUAGACAGUCCCAGUGUACAAAUUUAUAAAUGGGCAUAGCAAGUAAGAUGAUAAUAGUACAUUUGCUAUAUAUGUAUCUAUGCAAUACAAGAAAGCAUAGCUCCAUUAUGGUGGAAACCUUUUGUCCAUAUUUUUCUAAGCUUGAUCCAGAGAUGUGAAGUAAAGGGAAUAAUGAAAAGCAACUGAAUUGGAAAGUAAUAGAGAUAAGUAUAAAAGUAAUUUUCUAGUGGCAACUAACCUAACUUCUCGAAGUUAAAUAAAAACUUUUAUUAUAUGAAACAGUUUUCAGUUUCACUUCAAAUUAUCCUUUAAUGCCAGACCUUGAAUACACUUCAUAACCAUUUUCGCCACUAAUUCUCAAAUGUUUGUCUAGGUACCUGGAUUUCAGACCACAAUUGGAAUCAUUUUUAUGCCAAGUAUAAAGUACCAAAGAAAUUUCCUAUUUGAAUUUCUUUGCUGGGUUAUUGUUCUUCCAUGAGAGUACCAUCAUUUUAUACAAAUUGUUUACCUUGAUCUGCCUAAUAUGCAAAGAGUUUUAAGGAUAUGAUGCAACCUAGCUUUGGCUUUUAGCUCUAAAACACCAGCUCUAGAAAAUAAAUUCUUGGCAAAUUUAGUAGUAUUUUUUGAUAAGAAAGUAAAAUGUCCUUUGAGUUGAGCUAUAAUUUCUUUGGCAACAAUAUACAGGUGACUUGCAAUUGCCUUCUAUAAGGACAUUCACAUCCCCAGUAGUAGUAGUAAACCCUUGUGUCCAUUUGUUUUUAUCUUGGUUUGGUGUGAAACUUACCCUCUCUGACUUAUAAAUACUGUUUCUUUGUAGAGAUGGGUUUGUAUAUCCCACUAAGUGAAAAACCCAACCAACUACCUAAUGGCUCACUAUUAUUUGUGAACAAAGAAUAUUCAUGUUAUUAUACCAGUGAUUCACUGCGGAGAAUGAAAAAUAUCAGUCCACAGUUAGAUCCAGAGCUGUAGUUCUUGCUGAUCCAACUAUUUGAUCAAAUGUUCUUACCAGUUUUCUGUAAAGCAUACGUAAACAUGAAAAGUACUCAUAAAGUUCUUAGUUCUCUUUCAUUUCCUAUGGAUUGAAACCAUAAGGAAUUACAACAGAACAGCCAUACUGCUUCUCAGCAAUAUCUAAAAAAAAAUAGAGCUUUUCAGGUGCAGCAUUGUAUUCUUUGCAUCUUCCUUAUCUGCUGCAUUAUAUGUUCAUUUAUGUGUAGUAUAGCCUACAUAUUUUAAAAAAUUUAUACAUAUAUGUAUGUGUAUAUGUAUAUAUAUAAUGACUACGUGUUUGCAAGCUAUCCUACUGUGUCUGAUUUAGAAUAUUUAGCAAGCAACCAUUUGCCCAUAUUAAGCCUUAACCAAAUAUAUAUUUCUCAAGCAAAGACAUUCCACUAUAGAUGUUUGUCAUAAAGAAUAACUGGAUACAUUUAAGAUAGUGCAGGUAAUUCUGAAAUGUUCAGUGAAUGAAAUUAUUUAUUUUGGUUUUUCAAUAGAUCUACAGUGUUAACAUUUGUAAACUUUAUGUAAACUUUUUUUAAUUAUUACUUUGACCUAAAAAAACAUAAGGUUUGCCUUGGACAAUAAACUGCCUUGUGUGAGUAAUUUGUUCUCAGUUUAUCUGGAAGACAGCCAUAGCUGCACAUGAGGAGAUUCUUCUAUUUUUUCCUCAGUUAUCUGAAAGCUUCAUGACAAGUGCCUUCCUGUCAUUGUACCAAAAGACCUCACAAAGCAUUGUCUAACAACUGUAACGCAUUUUCCAUUAGUGUUUUAUUAUGCUAAAGUCAAAGCAGUUUAUUGUAACUCAGUGGCAUUUUUUUUUCAACAUUAUUUUUUCUUAAUCACAGCUUAGACCUACAUAUUACAGGAUGAGCUUCUGUAAACUUUUGCACUAAAUAGAUGAAGUCGUCCAUCUUAAUAUGUAAACAGUCAGAUGGUGUUGGAGAGGCAACUGAUGCUAGUAAGAGCAUUUCAUCACUUUGGAAUGCAUUUGUUAUUAAAGAAUACCAAAGAAAAACUGCACCUGAGAAUAUUUUGUGAUUUGAAUGGAUAUGUUUUUAUUGUGAAGAAUUCUUUUUGUCUUUUUGCUUCCCUCUAAUUUUUAUUCUGGGUGUCAGAGAAACGUAGGCUUAUUUGAAUAAUAGUAAUACUGAGAUGGAAAAAAAUAUCAAAAUAUUUAUGCCUUGCAUUUGGUUAAUACUGACCUGUGGGCUCAAUCCAAACUGAAGCACUUUUCCAUGAAUCUUUUGCUAGAUAGUAAUUCAAUAUAAUAAUGUGUUACUUUAUUCUGUUUGACAUCUGGUCUUCUUGUCUAAUAGAUAUGUAAUAUAGAAAGCAUAAUUCCACUGAAUUUAGAGAGGAAAUAUCUGAAGUUGUAUUUUAACUCAGGGAUUCUCAAAUGUGAUUCUACACCUCCCUAAAAUAAUACAUGAAGUUGAAUAACUAAAUGAAUAAAACAAAUCCAUUGUUAGGAGUUAGGGUUGGGCAAGAAAUAAAUACCCCACUUAGCUAAAAAAAUAUGUCAUUUUCAUCAUAAAUGUUUGACUUAAAUUUUAAUUGGAUGAGCACUAUGGCUAGGUUGAUCAUUUUUAAUGCUUAUCUUCCCACCCAGCAAAAAUUUCCAUUUUAAAAGGCUAGAAAUUGAACAUAAUGGGUAAAAGUAUUGAAAUUUACUAUAGUUACACCCAAAUUACAGAUAUUCUAUUACACACUAUAUGGAAAGUCCCCACUUGGCAAGAAUUAAUCAGCUGCUUUGAUUGGCAAAUGGUGCUGACGGUUGGCUAGACCCACAGAUUUAGCUGUCCUGGGCUUUUCUCUCAGGCAAAGCAGAAAUGAGCAUUGACAGCUCUCCUGUUCACUUUGUCUGGGCAAGUCUGAUCAACUAAAAAUGUUGUACUCCCCCCCCCAGAGGUUCAUAAUCCACCCUUUGAGAAUCCCUGUUUUUUCUCAUACAUUAGCAGUCGCAUGAGAACAUGCACAUGUCUUUGGCUUGAUUGGACUCUGCACAUCUAUGCAUCUUGUUUGCAAUGUAUCACAUUAUAAACAUUUGCAAGGAGAGCAUUAGAUUAUAUAGAAAAGCUGCUUCUUGACUAUUGUUUUCAACCCAUUGUCGGAAUUAGCUAGCCUCUUGUAUUUUGGGGGGUGGGGAAUGGGGGUGUUAUAUAUAUUGUACUAUAAGAUUUUUUUUUAAAAGGAAAAAUUGUCUAAGAUAUUUUCUGGUUGCUACAAAGAAUGAGACGGCUCCAUGGUGGUUAUUUCUAAAUAGUGAAGCCUUCAGAAAUGUUAUUCUGUGGAGGCAAGUACUGUUGAACUCACUGAGUGAACUCUUGGGCUUAUGGAGAGCAGUAUGUGAGGAAGUUCCCUCAGGGUUUCUUAAAUAAAUUCUUUCCUUACCAGCUGCUUCCCCUCAUGCUCUCCCAGAGAACCAAAUAAGGGUUGGACAAAAGACUUAACACCGCUUCCUCAAAUGCUGUGAUUUUUUGAAACCCCAAAAACCAGUCCUGUAGACUCAUAACGUAUGUGGCCUUCACAGAUGCUUUGGUGCCUAUUUGAUAUGAUCCAUGAAUCAUCCUUUAUCGUGCUACAUUGGAUGAUGAAGGAACAUAAGUACACAAGCAGAGAAACUGCAUUUUGUUUUCUAAUUUCAGCUGCGCUAACUUGCAACUGUCUGUUGUCUGCUUCACCGGCCAAAUUAAUAAUCCUGCUUAUAAAAUUUUUGUUUAUUUCUGAAUAGUUGUAUAUAACAAAUUUAACAAGCUGGUAUCUGCAUCUCUGGAUUUCCAGGGCAUUGUGCAUAAUGAUGAAGGAAGUGCUGAGAGCAAUUGUACAGAUUCAUUUAGGCCAAAAUUGUAUUAUGCCAAGGGAACCCUACAGUCCUCUUGCACAGGGCCUGUGACAGACUGAGAAUUUUGACAAUCACAGUUUUUCUUUAAAAAAAAAAAAAGUCCUCACAAUUUCGCAUAUGGGUACCUGAAAAUGUGUUGACAAAAAAAGAUCAGAAAGGAAGAUGCAAUAAAAAGGGUGUAUAAACAUAUCCUAACAUUCUGCAUGAGGAAAAGGACUGUCAUAAUUAGUAUACUGUAUAUCAGUGCUUCUCAACCUUGGCAACUUGAAGCUGUUUGGACUUCAACUCCCAGAAUUCCCCAAGCAGCACAGCCAACUCUUCAAACUGCCAAGUUUGAGAAACAGUGCUGUAAAUAAUAAGCACAAUAAAUUGCAAUCCAUAGUUGUCGUUGUUUUAAAUCAGAUAACUGGUGUCUCAGGAAUGUGGUCAUUAUAUACCCUACCAAUAGACGGUUAAUUUUUGUGUUUCAGGAAAUGAAAUGCAAGUUGUGUUCUGCAUAUAAUUAUUCAGCUCGUGUUGUAUGUAUCCUCAUUCUUGUUCGUUCCUGAUAUCACUUGCCAUCAAAUGGUGAAAAAGAAUGUGGAAUGUAAAAUAUAUCAAAAGGAAGUCUACUGUUAUUUUCUCCCCUGCCCCCAUCUCACUGUCUCUCAGUUCAGCAGCUUUGAAAGGUUUCAGUGAAUUACCAAGCACCACUUGGAAUUGCUAAUGAAAAAUGUGGAUUAGCAUCAGGUAACAACCCAAAGUAUCUGAGGUGUGUGUGUGUGUGUGUGUGUGUGUGUGUGUGUGUGUGUGUGAGAGAGAGAGAGAGAGAGAGAGAGAGAGAGAGAGAGAGAGAGAGAGAGAGAGAGAGAGAGAGAGAGAGAGAGCGCAUUGGUCCUUUGGUAACUUUGAUCCAUUAAGACCAUGCCAUUAAAUUCCAGCUGCUGCAUGUCAAGUGUGAGAUUUGCAAUCCUAUCCUUCUUGUGGGCUUCCCAGAAAUAUCUGGCUGACCAUUGCGGGAACAGGAGGCUGAUCAGAUGGCGCUCUUCUCAAACGACACCAAAGAUUUCUGAUUUUCCAAAUCCGUCAGCCAAAUCAAUGAACUGUAUACCUCCAAAUUAAAAAAAAUGUAUACAUCAAAAUUGUACAUUUGGCUUAAAAUAAUUCUUUGCUUCUGCUUCCUAAUCAUCAACAUGUUUUACAAGCAGGGAUUCAAAACUAACGUUUAAACUAAACUGCCCUAAGAAGCAAUUCAGCAUGGAGAAAUGAGGUUUGUUUGGAUUGCAAGGAAGUCAAAAUGAACAUAUAUUUCCAAGUGUGGCAAGGUAAAUAGUCAGCCUGGGUUGCAGCUAGUCAUGUCUGCUUGUUGCAGUCACAGGGUCAUCAACCUAAAUGCAAAGCAGCUUUAUUGCUCAAAUAUUAACAUAUGACUAAACUGCUCGCUCACCUAUUUUUAACUAAAAAACCAAAAAGCCCCACAAGAAUGGUGGGUUGUAUCUGUUAUAUUGCCCUCUGUUGUGUUUUAAUCUCAAGUUUAAUUGUGAUUUUGCUUUUUUGUAAAAUAUUUUUAUACAGCUUGUAUUAUUAAGUUCAGCAAUAAAUUGGAGGACAAACAGCUA
Messenger RNA from Crotalus tigris (Tiger rattlesnake), 10707 nucleotides. RefSeq names its product nuclear factor of activated T cells 2 (gene NFATC2). Lineage: Eukaryota; Metazoa; Chordata; Lepidosauria; Squamata; Viperidae. Gene Ontology annotation, biological process: cytokine production; regulation of transcription by RNA polymerase II; calcineurin-NFAT signaling cascade. The transcript has 11 exons. Bases 798 to 3560 code for a protein of 920 amino acids. Gene Ontology annotation, molecular function: transcription factor binding; RNA polymerase II cis-regulatory region sequence-specific DNA binding; DNA-binding transcription factor activity, RNA polymerase II-specific. Gene Ontology annotation, cellular component: transcription regulator complex. The record is from RefSeq and is a predicted model, not a curated record.